GACCGUAUUUGCAGCAGCAGGGGUAAUCCCUGCGGUACUGCAUGUUCAUGGAGGCCGCAGGAAGAUGUAUGUAUGUAUGCAUGCAUGUAUGUGUGUAUGUAUAUCAUCCGGUUCCAUCACAGUCAGUUGGCACAGUCGUGGUUGUUGCGGCGGUCUGGUUGGAUGGUGUAUGGAUGAUCUAGGGGUUGCUUGUGGGCUCGACGUGCCUGGCUCGACUAUUUGCUUCCCAUCAGAUUCAUCUUCACGGAGUCAUGCGCGCCUGUCUGAAGGCUCCGUCAGUGUCUGGAUGGUCACUCGUGUGGUUAGCUUGAGUACGUGCAGACACGCUGUGUAGAUUCAAUCCGCAGCAGAAUGUCAACCUGAUGAAGACAUGGCUCCGUCACCAGCCGAGCUGAGAGCUAGAACCACAUGGCA
This is a messenger RNA of Aspergillus uvarum CBS 121591, 414 nucleotides long. RefSeq lists its product as uncharacterized. The record is from RefSeq and is a predicted model, not a curated record. Lineage: Eukaryota; Fungi; Ascomycota; Eurotiomycetes; Eurotiales; Aspergillaceae. The transcript has a single exon. The coding region runs from base 65 to 334 and encodes 89 amino acids.